AUGGCGACCAUCUCCGACUGGAUUGGCGUAAUUGUGAUCGGCGCGCUUAUUUAUGCGAUUGUCACGGGUGUGCGCCACUCAAACGAGGCAAAGGAAGCCGUAAGGCAGAAGAAGGAAGAGCUCAAGGCGGCGGGCAUUGAUAUUUCUACCGAGGGCAUCUCUCUUCGCUCCAACCGGACUGCGAUGGACCGCGACUCGUACAUCCAAAAGACGCAGGAACAGCUCAAGCAGGGCGGCGCGUACCUCUAUGAGCACUCCAAUUCCAUGUCGUUUGGCAAGAAGGCCGAAGACGGUGCGGCGUAG
Messenger RNA from Malassezia vespertilionis, 303 nucleotides. RefSeq lists its product as uncharacterized. NCBI's taxonomy places the organism in Eukaryota, Fungi, Basidiomycota, Malasseziomycetes, Malasseziales, Malasseziaceae. The transcript is spliced from 2 exons. The coding region runs from base 1 to 303 and encodes 100 amino acids. The record is from RefSeq and is a predicted model, not a curated record.